CGUACAUUCACCUUUCAAACCGUGCGCUCUUCACCUUUCCACGCCUCCACUUGCGCUACAAUCCCCUUUUCACCCAUACAUGGUCGACAAGACCACGGUUCUUCGUGCGUGACUGAUCCUCACACAGACUAGGCAGGCUGCGGUCACUUCCCACCUUCACUCCCCCUGCGUGAAGCUUCCCUGCGACUCUUCGACAAACCAUGUUUCGCAGCUUGCGUCCACGUUUGUCUACACAUGAUCGGAAACCAUAAACUGGAUCCUUCGGACAGCGCACUCUGCUCCCUCUUCUGCCUUCCCCUGCAACUCCUUCUUCAACUCGCAUUUGCUGGCUCGUCCUCGUCAACCCCCGCUCCGGCCGCUCAACGAGGCUGAAGCCCGGCCUUUCGGCGACCGAGUGCUUCUUCCGCCACUCAAAACGCCCUCCAAUUAUCAACGCCGCCAACAUGCCACGGAGGCAAUUCAUCGCAGAUCUCCAGUCCACCCAAGAUGGCCAGCUCCCUCCUGGCAUCCAUGACCUUCAACGGGGCGAGGAUGAUGGCCAGCUCGUCUUUCUCUUCGCCAUCAAUACCCCAAGCCGCUCGUCAACGCCGGUCAAAUUGAACGCCCUCAUCCCCGAGCUCAGUGAAUACCCGCGAUCCCACGAGUACAUCAUCUACGCAGAGGAUGGCGCUUCAACAGAGGUUGCCGAUGCUCUGGAUGGCAUUCGAAGAACGAGUGGCAAGACAGUCUUCGAACUUCUCGAAAUUGUUUCCACCACCCUUUCACGUCUCUUCGUCGAUACAGAUGGCGAUGUCCACAUGCCUGAUUCCGAGAUCGACGACGCGGCAGAAGAGGAAGACGAUGACGAUGACGAUGCCGAUGUCUACGACAGCGAUCAUGAAGCUUUCCAGACAUCCACCGCCCCAUCUGCGUCUUUCACGGUAGCAAACGGCGGUGUACGUAAUGCUGCGGCUGGCAGAGCUUUUCGCCAGCGUGUUCGGCAGGACUUGAGAGCUGCCAAGCAAGCUGGCUUCAAAGUGGGCGUGCUGGGCCAUUUACUGGAUGGAUACAACGCCUUCGUCACCAUGUCUAUCCGCAUGUCAAAGUUGGGCAUCUCCGACGAGGCCAUGCAAGCUUGGCGGGUCGAAGCGUCUGAAUACCUCAUCCUCGUCCUCCAAUACCCAAAUGGCUACAAGACAAGCGAAGAGCUUCAGGGAUUCGACUCUCUCCGCCUGGAACCCAACAUCGGCAUGCGAGUAUGCACGGGCAAAAUGUACAAACCGACACUCCAGGAGGCUAUCAAGGCUUUCACCACCGCGAAGAAGGACGGUCGCGAUAGCAUCGCCGACUCUCUCCUCGCCAACGCUGACGGUGAGAGCCCCGAGAGCUCCAUCCGAGACGUCUUCAUCUCCAAACCUUUGAACGGGCUACUCAAAGAACGUCUCGUAGCCAUCCUUCGCUUUCGUGGCAUGGGAAUGGGCUGGACAGGUGCCGAGGAUCUAUACAUAUCCCGCACAAGUGCUGGAGCCACAAAGACUGAUGUCGUGGACGAUAGCCACUUUCUCCCGGAGCCGACCAACGAUGCAUUGCCUGACAUUGUCAACGCCGAUCACUGGUCCGAGAAGUCUGGUGGGCAAAUGUCAUUCCCCUUGCUCGCCAUGCAGUUCCUCCUCCGCCAUUUCGUCCGCUGCACAGAGUUCUGCCUGGUGUGUCACCGCAAGAUGAACACGGAGCUCGAGGCGAUCAAGCCCUACGUCUGCGAGUCGGACUUCUGCUUGUACCAAUACAUGGCGAUCGGUUUUGGUCCAAGCAUCGAGCAUGAGAUAUCUUCGCAGCCAUACGUUGUGGACUUGCUGGUGUCUUUUUGUUACAACAGCGCCGCAAGUCAUAGGCUGCGAGAGUUUCCGGACGGUCUAUCGCUCGUCGUUCCGCCAGUGGACCCGAAAGACCUCAUGCCGCUUGGCCCUGCGACUCCAAAGUAUCGUGGACGACAGGAAGAGCCGGAGGAGAAGGCUGAUAAGGCGGGCCCGCGACCACCGGCAGUCGAUUACGAGGUCGGUUUCGAUCAAGCCCGCCUGGAAAUCAUCUUCCACAUCAUACCCGAGCAAUGUCCGGUGAAAAAGGGCGACUGGAUCGUCCUGCAGCCCAAGGGGACUCUGGAAGGCUCCGAACUUCAUUGUCGAAUCCGCGAAGCUACCUUCUUUCCCACAAUCUCCAUCAACGAACCAGUCUUGGUCCGUAGACUGAGCGCAAAUCGGGCCCCGGACGGCGGCACCACCACCUCCAUCAGAGUCGUUACCGACACACCGCUCACCCCCCACACUGUGACCCCCGCCCAAACUCCAAAAUGGGCACCUGCCGGCUUCCAAGUGUAUAGCCAAGACUUCAAGAGUCUCACAAAAGAGGAAAAGUCCGCUGCAAUCUGCAGGCUCCUUGACACCCUGCCAAAUGUCAAGACCUUGCAAGAGUAUCUCAAGAAGCGCGCUUCACCCGAUCUCGCGGACUGGAACGAGCGCAUCUCAACCCCGGCGCUCAGCAUUCUGCGGUGGAUCAUAGCCAGCAAUCGCGCAUGCAUCAUGCAAGUCGACGGCGAUGACUCCGGCGCCGGCUCUGCGCGGCAGGAGGAACGCCUCUACGGGAUGAGAGACUACAUGCAAUUCCGUUUCGCAAUGGGCGCUCCGGACAAAGAGCAGCGCUUCAUCAACGAGGUGCGCAAGACCGCGACUCGUCUGAAGCUCGCAUAUCCCACUCUCUUUGCAUGGCAUGGCAGUCCUCUCUACAACUGGCACACGAUCAUUCGUGAAGGCUUGCAUUACAAAAACGUCGACCACGGCCGUGCGUACGGAGAUGGAGUGUACCAUGCCCUGGAUGCUCAAACAUCCACUGGAUAUUCGGGAAUGCACGGAGGCUACGCGAACGGCAACGCCCGCGGCUCGUGGCCAAACAGUCUGCUGGAGGUGUCCGCCGCUCUCGCACUCAAUGAGAUUGUGAAUGCGCCGGCCGAGUUCCAAAGCCAAAAGCCGUACUAUGUGGUCAAGCAGCUCGACUGGAUUCAGACACGCUACUUGUUCGUGCGGUGUGGUCAGAAGAUGGGCGAGAUAAUCAAGCUUGCGGCCGACGAGAUGCCAAAAACCGCAUUGAUCCAAGACCCUCAGCACAUCCCGCGUGGUGCAAAUGGUGGACCAAUUAGAAUACCCGCUUCUGCGAUCAAAUCUAGCAGGAUUUUCAAGAACGAGCGUCGGCCGGAGCUUCCAUCGCCAGCCAAGAGGCUCAAGGCCAUGGGUGGAUUUGAUGACCCCAUUCCGAUAGAUGACGAUGACGCGGCGAGCGUCGUGACGACCACCAGCGACCUGAUCAUCAUGUUUGAAGACGACCCGGAGCUUGAAGAUGCAUCAUCGGCAACGUCAGCAGCCCCCAAGAAGAUCGAGAAGCCACCAGGAACACCAACAGAUUUCCUCCCAGGCACGCUCGAUUUCAGCAAACUUCCCCUCAUGCCGAUGCCUACAUACGCCACGUCCGCAACAACGAAGCGUCUGAUGAAAGAACUGCAGGCUGUUGCGAAAGCCCAGGAACUCACACCUGCUGGGGACCUGGGUUGGUAUAUCGAUGUCGAGCAGAUUGAAAACGUCUAUCAAUGGAUCGUGGAGCUGCACUCUUUCCACACGUUUGAGAUCAAAGGGAAGAAAUUGCCACUCGCCGACGACAUGAAGAAGCAAGACGUGAAGAGCAUCGUGUUGGAGAUUCGCUUCAACAAGGACUUCCCUUUCACCCCGCCGUACGUCCGCGUCAUCCGUCCCCGCUUCCUCACGAUGCUUCAAGGAGGCGGUGGACACAUCGUCGCGGGUGGAGCGAUGUGCAUGGAGUUGCUGACGAAUACCGGCUGGUCAUCCGUGUCGUCCAUGGAAUCUGUGCUCAUGCAGGUCCGUCUGGCCAUUGCGUCGGAGCCGUUUGCGCGGUUGGACACGCGGAGUCGCGGAGAGUAUGGAACGGGUGAGGCGGCUGAUGGCUACGUUCGCGCUUGCAACACCCAUGGGUGGCAGAUCCCACCUGGUUUCAAGGAGAUGGCAUAUGAGAGUGCUCUCCCCGGAAAGUCAGAUUGAUGUGGCGAGGGCAGGUGUGGUAAGCAUAGGCGGUGAGAGGGAAAAACCAAUACGAAUUCUGCCCGGCAAUGGGCACAGAGGAAGUCACUCGCAUGUGGCAAAUGACACGAUACGGCGAAAAGAAUAUAUCACGGCACAGCAUAUGAUAACGACGACAUGAUAAAAACACGACCGCAUUGCGAAGGAGCUGAGAUGGCCUCGAGCGCGCAGCGUGAACGCGAUUGGCGUGGGUAGCAUAGUUAGCGAAGUCGUGUAUGAAGCAGCGUUCCUCGCAGUCUCUCCCU
Messenger RNA from Neohortaea acidophila, 4363 nucleotides. RefSeq lists its product as uncharacterized. Gene Ontology annotation, molecular function: NAD+ poly-ADP-ribosyltransferase activity. The coding region runs from base 444 to 4079 and encodes 1211 amino acids. Lineage: Eukaryota; Fungi; Ascomycota; Dothideomycetes; Mycosphaerellales; Teratosphaeriaceae. The record is from RefSeq and is a predicted model, not a curated record. The transcript has a single exon.